AUGAUUUUAAGUUUAUUGAUUUUAUAACAAUACUUCCGAUACACAAAUACGAAGUGCACUACUCUGAAUGACGAGCACCAUUUUGAAUUGUCAAUAGGGGAACGAUUUGACUUAAACAUGAAUGACAAUUUUAUUGGUUCCAAUUUGAGAUUUUCCUUGGUGGGAUCUCAUAGCCGACAAUUCACAGUCUAACAACGCUUGCAUUUUGUUGCAAUACAACCCCUCAUGGAAGAUUAUGUCAUCAUCAAAUAAUGGGGAGAACUAUUAGCCUUAUUAAGAGGAACUCAGCAACAAUAUUACAUCCAAUAUGGAAUGUGUGAUUUUCAAUAAGCCCCUGCUUUUGAAAACAUAAUUCAGCUAUUGCCUCGAGGAAAUUGCGUUGAUCUUAUCUAAGACACCCUUUCUUCGUUUGUAGUUUUAUGUGUAGAAUAAACUCUAUAUUAUUUGCAAUAUGUCUAAGUGGAUGGACAAAUCCAAGAAUUCCAGUAUUAGAUGAAGUAAAAACCAAAGAAGUUCAUGAUCAACAUGGUAAAUGGAGUCGUAAUAGUCAUCCAAGUGGCAGAUGAGUGCAUUAUAGAUACCUACUACCAACAAAAGGCAGGAAUGCAAUUAAAUGCAUAAACAUUAUCAUAAUUGACGAUGCAGCAAGUCGAAAACUUCUCCAUCAAUGAUAUUACUGUGAAAGCCGAUUAGAUUAUUAUUGCACAUCAAAUUAGUCACAUGAUCUAUUUGACAAUUCAAAUUUAGAAUGACUAACCUAUUUUUACCCUAGUAAAAUUGGGGAGAUUCUAGUUUGACCUCCUGAAAAUUAGUGCUUACUUAGAUAACUAUCUAAAUCUUAUAGUCGUUGCCCUUAUACCUGACAACAGAUUGUACUUUAUAGAAACGAACAAACAAUAUUAAUUAGAUUCCUAAAUCAAUCUCAAAAAAGCUAAUUUACAAGCAUCUUCAACUUAUUGUUCUAUUCAUGAUGGAAAAAGCUUAAUUAUUUAUAAAUUCAGUGAUGGCUUAAAAACUUUAAUGUUUUAAGAAGAUCUUGAUCUUAUUUAAUACAUAUUUAAUCCAGAUUUGAAUGAUUUGAUAAUUGUUUAAGAAAGAUAAAUUAGUAGAUUUAUUUUAUCGGAUGGUUAUUUAAUUUUGAUACCACCUAAAGAGAUUAUCAAGACUCCAGUGGAAUUUUCGGUUGUGGCUAGUAGUGAUUUAAUGGAAUGUGAAGCGAGAGUUUCUUAUAUUGUAACGAGCAGUGUCAAUUCACAAUUGCUUAAGCCUUAUUCUUAUCCUAAUCCAUAUCCCAAUAUUAUAUUCUUUCCAAAAUUCCCCUCCAUUUAUAGUUUGAAUUAGGUUUCAAUUUCAGGGCCAAAUCAGAAAAUGCUUGUAACUGUAAAAGAGAACGAUUGGCAAUUAAUUAACAUUAUCACAGAUUAUAAAAAAGUUAUACCAAUUUCAGGAUUGAAUGAGAAACGAUUAAAACUAGCAAGCAUCAACGUUGAAAUUAAUAAGCUGAUUCCUACAAAGAUCCACUUUAUAUUGCAAUAUUAUCAAAACCAAUAAUUAUAUACUGAAUUCUUAUCGUGUGAAUUCAACAAACAACAAUUGAAGAUUAACUGUGAUAAAGAAUACAUAAUAGAUCUUGAUAAUGUCAUAACCCAAGAUUAAAUAUUUUAUAGUUAUGACCUUGAAGAUAAUGAAGUAUUCAUCUAUGUUGUAAAUAAAAAUGAAGUCAUCAUAUACAAAUGGUUUGUCAAUCAAUUGAUUUUAUAGAAUAGAGUAUAGUUAGCUAAUGAGAGCAAGUAGCAUAUUUAGUCGUCGAUCUCCUAGAUAAUUUAGGUGAAUAAUCUCUUGGUUAUUCUGAGGGGGGAGGUUGUCUAUCUAAUUUAAAUAUUUGGAGAUGAUUAAUUUAGAAUAGAUGAGGCAUUUUUAUAACAAAAGAACUAUUUGACUGAGUUUAAACCUAGUUAAGUGAAAGUAAGUCAAAUUUGGAAUCUGAUUUUUAUUGUUAAUGGAGGUGAUAUACUUGUGAUCCAGUGUUAUGAGAUUUGCGAUUUGGUGAAUAAAAUAGUGAUAUAGAAUGCCAUGAGUUUGUAGAUUUAGAUUCAAAUGGAGAAGGUAUUGAUUGUGUUGGCUGAGAUUGAAUCUGAAUUGUCUUUAAUGGAGUACCUGAUAAAGGAUCCUCAUUAUAUAGUGUAUCAAAAGAAAUUGUAAACUUAUCACUUUUGGCUUUAAAAAUAGAUGUUGAAUAAUUAUUAGGAUGAUGAAUUUUAUGUGUUUGCUUAUAGUCCAGUGUUGAAACAACGAGUUAUUUUGAUAUAUAAGGUGUUUGUUGAAUUGAGGGAUUCCUUAUUGACUAUGAUCAAUGUAGGUGAGGAUAACUAGGAGUCCUUGUGCUCAGUCAGUGGGAUAAAUCAAAAAUUAAUGUACAUUCACAUGGACAAAUCAGAUUUAAUCUAUUUACUAACAAAUGAUUUACGAUCAACAAUCAAUGUUGAUAAUAAAUCAGAUAGCUUGUUUAUUCACUAAUUGCAAGUGGAAUCCUCUUUUUUCAAUAUCGAUUAUCCUCUCCAAUAGAAAUAUCAUUAGACCAUUAAGUUCGUAGAUUUAAAAACAAUCAUCUAUAAGAAUGUUGAUCAAAUUGAAUUUAAAAUAACAGAAGACAUCUAAAUACCCAUAGACAACUCAUUCUUCACUGGAUUAAUUACUAAUUUAAGGGCUGAGAAUGCACAUUUGGAUAUUCAGAAAUCUGUUCAAUUGACUGAGAACAAACGAUCCUUUAAAUCAGAUGUUAUUAAUACUUGUCAAAUUGAUGAGAUCACUGUGAUCCUCACUCAUAAAACCAUUGAAUUUAUGUACUCUAAUUUCCAAGACUAUUUUGAAUCCUUAGAUAUAACCGAUUUAAAGGCUGAACUUGGGAAUGUGUUUUGCAGUUCUCACAUCACCAAAUUGAUCGCUUUCAGGUAUCUGAAUAUUACUGGUUAGUACAUACAAUUCAUCUAAUGUACUUAACAGAAGUGUUCCAAACAAGGGAACCCUUAGUUGAUGAAGGAGGAUGAAUACAUUUUCUCAUUGAUGAUUAUCAAUUCUACUUUGAUCACACUUAGCAAAGAUACUAAAUACAAUUAAGCUUUGCUAAAUGUCUAUGAUAUCAAAAGGAACGAAUUCUAGAUUUCACUCUACCAAACUGAAAAGAUCGAUAAGCAAAGAGCAAAUCAGGACUUCAAUAUCAAGUACAUCAGCAUGCAAUCCUACUAGGUGAAUGGAAUAAUGAUUUACAAACUAUUUCUCACUGAAAUGAGUAAUGGUCUAUUGUAUGUUGAUAUGGCAUAAGAGAAGUAUAUGUAAAUCAAAUCCAAUGUGAUCAAUCUCAACUUGCAAACUCUGUUGUAAAGCAAUGGGUUAUUUGAAGUUGAUGACUAAAUCUAUAUAAGCACGUUGUCCACCUAAGAUCCAAAAGACUUUCACAUAGAGGGCUACACUGAAUUUUAUCUCCUUAUAAUCACAGCCAAUUCCCUUCACUAUGGAUUGAUUGUGCAAUUCAAAGGGUCCAAAUUAUCUGAGACUUCUAUCGCCUAUCUGCUUCAUACUCAUUAAUUGUGGAAUGUGGUAACCUUCUCUCAGAUUAAGUAAUCCUAUUUGGCACUUGGAUACAUUGUGCCUGAUAAGCAAGAAUUGAUGGUAGCCAUCUACAAAAUACCAGCUAAUAUAUCUACUAAUUUGAAGUCCAGUCCUGUUUUGGUUCACGGAGCAAUCAAUAUUCAACUAGACCGCAAUCUAAAUUAAUUGAUAUUCUUACUUGAAAAUGAGGGAUAGGAUGUCCUCCUUUAUUUUAAAGAUAAGGAUCCAAACAUAAUAUAUUAGGCCAAAAUUUACAAUAGUUCUUAUCUGAUUAUCAAUAGUAGUGUGAAAAAUCAUGAAUUCACUUUGGUGGCUAGCAAUUACUAUUAUGAGAAUUCAAUACAAAUAGUAAUUUUGAAUUAGGUAAAGAAGGGGGGAUUUGGCGUCAUGGUUCUUUUGAUACUGGUUGGUUGCAUCAUAGUAUUGGGUCUGCUGGCUUACUUGUUUUUUAGGAUUCGCUCUAAGGACCAAGUAGUUAAUACCAUUACUUUGUUAGAAUGA
This is a messenger RNA of Paramecium tetraurelia, 4110 nucleotides long. RefSeq lists its product as uncharacterized. The transcript is spliced from 3 exons. NCBI's taxonomy places the organism in Eukaryota, Ciliophora, Oligohymenophorea, Peniculida, Parameciidae. The record is from RefSeq and is a predicted model, not a curated record.